UAGGAGAUUUAGAUCCUAAACCUCAAGAGACAUCUUUCUUCUCGUUCAACGUCUUUCCGCUUAUUUAAUCUUUCCGAUACUGUAGCCCGAGUUGGUUUCUUUGAAGCUGUUAGUCAGGCAAUCUAUUGGGCAACCCAACUGCGGGGUCCUCGCGGCCUUCUCAGCUGCCUCAGCCUGGGUCCGGAGUGGACCUGGCGCCGAAUCACUGGCUGGCCCAGGUGUCGGGGGCCGGAAGGGAGAGGUGCACCUGCAGCCCGGCCUUCUCGGGUCCCAGGCCCAAGAGAUUCAGACUCGUUGGCGUCCCUCCCCGUGCUUCGGCGCGGGAAAAAGAUCACCCACGAAUUGAAUGAAUCCAUUCUGGAAAGUCUUCCUUUCCUCUUUGGAAUUUAUCUUCAUGCAGAGAAACUAAAAUGAUCCACAGUCUAUUUCUCAUAAACUGUUCCGGUGACAUAUUUCUAGAGAAGCACUGGAAGAGCGUUGUAAGCCAGUCUGUCUGUGAUUAUUUCUUUGAAGCUCAAGAGAAAGCUGCUGAUGUUGAAAAUGUACCACCUGUCAUCUCAACGCCUCAUCACUACCUCAUCAGUAUCCACCGGGACAGGCUCUUCUUUGUGUCUGUCAUACAGACCGAAGUGCCCCCUCUCUUUGUAAUUGAGUUCCUACAUCGGGUUGCUGACACUUUUCAGGACUACUUUGGUGAGUGUUCGGAAGCUGCAAUUAAGGAUAAUGUGGUUAUUGUAUAUGAGCUCUUGGAAGAAAUGUUAGACAAUGGAUUUCCACUGGCUACUGAAUCUAAUAUUUUGAAAGAACUUAUUAAACCACCAACAAUUCUCCGUUCUGUCGUCAACUCUAUUACAGGCAGUAGUAACGUUGGGGACACACUCCCCACUGGGCAACUGUCCAACAUCCCAUGGCGCCGGGCAGGGGUAAAGUACACAAACAAUGAAGCCUAUUUUGAUGUCGUUGAAGAAAUAGAUGCAAUUAUAGAUAAAUCAGGAUCUACAGUCUUUGCCGAAAUUCAGGGGGUCAUUGAUGCUUGCAUUAAGCUAUCGGGAAUGCCUGACCUUUCUCUUUCUUUCAUGAACCCACGGCUUCUAGAUGAUGUCAGCUUCCACCCCUGCAUCCGGUUCAAGCGCUGGGAAUCUGAAAGGGUUUUGUCAUUUAUUCCUCCAGAUGGAAAUUUCCGACUCAUAUCAUAUCGUGUCAGCUCACAAAAUCUAGUGGCAAUACCGGUGUAUGUGAAACAUAGCAUCAGCUUUAAGGAGAACAGUUCUUGCGGUAGAUUUGAUAUUACGAUUGGACCAAAGCAGAAUAUGGGAAAAACUAUUGAAGGAAUCACAGUAACAGUUCACAUGCCAAAAGUUGUGCUGAAUAUGAACCUGACACCAACACAAGGCAGCUAUACAUUUGAUCCAGUUACCAAGGUACUAACAUGGGAUGUGGGAAAAAUUACUCCACAAAAGCUCCCAAGUCUUAAAGGACUGGUCAAUUUACAGUCUGGAGCACCCAAGCCAGAAGAGAAUCCCAGUCUCAACAUACAGUUCAAGAUCCAGCAGCUUGCUAUUUCAGGCUUAAAAGUAAACCGCUUGGACAUGUAUGGGGAGAAAUAUAAGCCAUUUAAAGGAGUCAAAUAUGUCACGAAAGCUGGAAAGUUCCAAGUGAGAACAUGAGAAGAGGCCAAAAUUCCUCAAGAUCUGUUUGUUUUCCUAGUGUCAUUAUAGUUUAUUACUGUUAGGUACCAAGUGGGUGGGAGUCCAUAUUCUAGUCCCAGCAUUCCUAUUGAGCUACACACAGCUAACAAAGUUGCUUAGUAAUCAAUGUAGGGUUCUGAAGAGCUAUAAGCUAAGGAAACUUUGAAUGCCUUAGCUGAUUUUGUAGGUGAUUGCCUCCAUAGGGGGACCUCAGCUGGAGGCUGCACAUUGUAACAGUAAAGGCAAAAGGCUACAGUGAUAACCUCUCCCCUAAAACAAGUGAACUGGUCUCAGCAGGAGCCCGUCUCCAUCUGUAAUAUGAUGUUAUCACAUGCAGCCCAAGCCCUCUCCAUCUGUAAUACGAUGUAUCAAGUGCAGCCCAACGGCACACCUGAUCUUAGCCGGCCCAAAUCAACAUCUGUCCCAACAGAGGAAGUUCCCCCCACCCCAAGAAGUUUACAAAAAAACUGCCUCUUCAAGUGUUUGCCUUAUUCAGCUUUUCACUUGUGCCAUUAAGCAAGCACUGUAGCAAAAGCCACUUCCACUGGCCCUGGCAGGGAGCCCCACGGCUCCAGGCUCCAUUUUCACUGUACUUGGUCUUGUAUUUUUUAUAAAUAAGAUUUUUACGUAAAGCUCAGAUUUUGAUUUACAGGGACCUUGCUGCAGGAAGUACCGUCUCAGUUCUGUGCCACUAGUUCAGCUGUUAGAUAGCGUAGUCAAAAUUAUUUGUAUCAAAGGGGUGAAUGCUUUAUUAAGGCAAUAAAAGGGAACACUACUCCUGCUUUUAGGAAGUUAUUGCAAGCACAAGCAUUUGAGAUUUGAAGCAAAUUAAAGCGUAAAAGAGAAACUUAAAGGAACUUUGCCACAUUCGUGUUUUAUAAAGCUUAUCAACACCACUUAAACCAUCGUUAGCCUAAAGGCCUCAAGCCCUACUUCAGCAAAAGAAAGAAAAUGUGCCUGCUUCUCACUAGCGUCACUUUUUUUUAAUCUUUUAUCUUUUUUACUGUUGUUCUUCAGGUCUUGAACUUACCUGCAUCCUUUGUCUUUAGGGGGAGCUCCCGUUUCCUAGUGUGUGCUUCCCAAGGCUCCAGUGGCCAAUAGGUUCCUUCCUGAAUCUUGUCUUAAUUGUUACUUGAACGUCUCUACCGUACUGUCUGAGCGCUUGGAAGUACGUGAUACUGAGGCAGUAACAAGAUCCUCAGUAACAUUGACGAAACCAUAUUGAUCGUCUUGGUUGGCAAGUCAGUCUAGAGUUGGAUCAUUUCACUCAACUUCCUGGCUUUUGAUGUCCUUGCCCAGACACUUUGCCUCAUUAGACAUGAAGAAUGGAGAAAGGCUGAGAGAUACAAGUGCUUGUUCUUCGUGGUCCCAUUUGUUCUCGAUUAUGCUGUUAGUUUUCUGCUCGUGACUCCAUUAUUUUCAUUCCUCUCGGCUUGUAUGUAACUCCCUUUUCCAUAUCAUGCUAAGAAUGGCCCUUAAAUCCAUCCCUUUCUGCUGUCAGGGGCUAGUGGUCAAUGCUGCUACAGAGAGCCCACCGGACAGCAGGCUUCUUACCUUCGCCUGCCUAGGGUACCCAGCCUGCCUUUCAUCUAAUAGGAGAUGGCACCUUUUGCAAAUUUGAAAUUUCUUGGGUAACCAAUAUCAGCUUGGCAGCUAAAAUCAAGACGUUGCCAAAUAUUUAUUCCCUUUGCCUAACAUUGAUUACCCAGUCCAAUUGCUUUUAUUUUUAAUGUCUUUUAAUGUCCUAUCUCAAAAGAACAAUCAGUAUAUUUGCUUUUCUUUCUGUACAAUCCCUAAUCUCAACCAUGUAUAUCUGGACUGUCCAGUUUUCUUUUUGUGCUAUCUUCUCUUAUAUAUAAAUAAGCAAAUCAUAUGCCAAGAGUCUCUUGUCUCUAGCAAUUUCUGCUGAAACUUCCAAGUAGACUGUUUCCUUUUACAAUUAAAUUAUUGUAUUUAUUAAUUUGAAUCCAGUAUAUCCUUUCUUUAAUCUGGUUAUACUGUCAAUAAAAAGAUGAAAGCAGCAAGUUGGUUUUUUAGCUUGACUGUUGAUUGAGCAUUCUCAGAUGGGCAUACCUCGGUGUCAGAGCAGGCUAAACAUGGUCAGUUUUUGUUCUAUAUCGUCCCAUAAGGUGUAACGGUUGCUGCAAAACACUUGCAGGUGUUCCUCUCUUAACCUCAGUAUGCUAACGGCCAUGGAUACUUUCUCUGAGCAUCACCCUCUGGCCACAGACUGAGCAGCAAGUGAUCAAAGUUACUCUCCCUAUCACCACCACCACCACCUACUAAUAACAAAGAUCCAUGAAUAUUUAGUAGUAGUAGAAUAUUUUUCAAACACAGAAUUCCAGCUAAUCUCAGAAGUGCCCCACUUUAUAAAUUCUUAAAGGAGAUUUCCUAAGAGCAAAUGAAGUAGAUGCUCGUUUUCUGCAUAAGGAAUUUACCAUCAUUCAGAGAGAAUUCACGUGAUGGGUUCAUUCCUAAAGUGGUGCUACAGAAUAGCCCUUGGAAGAUGCUGGUCUUCACUGUUAGAGUCCUCUGAUUUGAGAAAACAACUAAAAAAUAUAAUGCAGCAGGAAGGCAGCACCCGUGAACAUACGGUGAGUAACAAAAAUGAGACCAUGAAAUCUGUUUUCAGAUACUGCCAAGCUAAUUCCGUAGCCUUGGACAUUUCUCUUUAACUCCAGCAGUCUGGAAUCUUGCCUCCCUAGUCAGCAGCACUUCUAAAUCAGCCAUAAAUGUAGUCUGCAGCACUAUCCCUCUGUAAUGAUCCCCUUUCAGAUCCAGAAAAUCAGGCAAAAACAGUGAGGCGUCCGUUUUCCUCCCAAGUACCUACUCCUACUUCUCGUCAGUUUUUCCUCAAGCAAGAGGAGUAUGUCCCCCAAAGCUAGCUCUGCCUUAUAGCCUGGGUGGAUUUCUGACAGCCCUAUUGUUCUAUAUUGGGCUUUGAAAUAUAAAAAAAGAUAGACCUGUGGUAUUCCUGUCCCUGUAACAGCUUCAGCUUCUUAGGUGUGAUGGUCUCCACGACUACCUAGCAGUUUUUAAGAUGAAAACAGACUACUUCAACCAGAGGAUGAUCCACAUCUUCUGGCUGUUUUCUUCCUAUUGUUCACCCCGGUCACCUCCUCCUAGUGUAAAAUCCCCAAAGUCGUGCUUUAUUACGUAGACCCUUGUUAAGUAAAUAUGCUGCUGCUACUGUAUAGUAGUAUGUUGUUCAUCCAGUACAACACUAGGAUUAAAUAAAAGUCUUCAGUUUCCAGA
Messenger RNA from Zalophus californianus (California sea lion), 4943 nucleotides. RefSeq names its product adaptor related protein complex 3 subunit mu 1 (gene AP3M1). NCBI's taxonomy places the organism in Eukaryota, Metazoa, Chordata, Mammalia, Carnivora, Otariidae. Gene Ontology annotation, cellular component: clathrin adaptor complex; cytoplasmic vesicle. The record is from RefSeq and is a predicted model, not a curated record. Gene Ontology annotation, biological process: intracellular protein transport; endocytosis. The coding region runs from base 411 to 1667 and encodes 418 amino acids. The transcript has 11 exons.